This is a messenger RNA of Crotalus tigris (Tiger rattlesnake), 635 nucleotides long. RefSeq names its product ly6/PLAUR domain-containing protein 2-like. NCBI's taxonomy places the organism in Eukaryota, Metazoa, Chordata, Lepidosauria, Squamata, Viperidae. The record is from RefSeq and is a predicted model, not a curated record. Gene Ontology annotation, molecular function: acetylcholine receptor inhibitor activity. Bases 107 to 505 code for a protein of 132 amino acids. The transcript has 3 exons.
UGCACAGUAUUUGUGUAUCACAAGGGGAAUUCAUUUGCAAGGGAGAAGAACAAAGGAUUGGGACUGUACAGCCUGAAGAUCGGUGGGCAGCAAACUGGAAUCUAAGAUGGUGAAGACCCGUACGAGAGGCAGGGUGGUGGUGGUGACCGUUCUGCUGACAGCUGUUUUGUUUGCGGAGUUCGCCCAAACGCUUCAAUGUUUCUUCUGCCGGGAGCCCACCAGACCGGAGAAAUGCCUAAGUGUGGCUAAGUGUAUGCCGAACCAAACCAUGUGUAUGACGAUCAUGCACUCUCUUGAAGAAGUCUACCCUUUUGUGGGUGAACUCACCGUCACACGGUCUUGUUCUCGGUCGUGCAACCUUUCCGAGAUAGAUGAAAUUGGUUCCACGCGUCUGGUGACCUGUUGCCACACCAACCUCUGCAACCAUGAUGGGGCCUCCUGGCUAGAGAUCAGCUACACCCUGUUGGGGGGAAUUCUGGCUUCUUUCUUCCUCUUCCUCAGCUGAGACUGAAUUUCUCCAUGAUUUGGCAGAGAGCCUACUUCACUUUCCUAGAACAUGGGUUCAACGAUGGGUUGUCUUCUCUUCCUAUUCCUGGACACCUGUUUGUCUCAAAUAAAGAAAAUGGGAACAGAAA